Balaenoptera ricei (Rice's whale) is the source of this 4290-nucleotide messenger RNA. RefSeq names its product Cdc42 guanine nucleotide exchange factor 9 (gene ARHGEF9). The record is from RefSeq and is a predicted model, not a curated record. The coding region runs from base 138 to 1823 and encodes 561 amino acids. Gene Ontology annotation, molecular function: protein binding; guanyl-nucleotide exchange factor activity. Lineage: Eukaryota; Metazoa; Chordata; Mammalia; Artiodactyla; Balaenopteridae. The transcript has 11 exons.
AGGGCUGUGAAGGAGGCAGGAGGCGAGGGGGAGGGGGUGCUGGGGCUUUCGCUUGCUGCAGCCCUGCCAGCCCAGCCAGCCCGAGACAACCCGCGCCAGCCACCAGGGCCUUGGAGAAGCCGGACUUCAUUAGCACCAUGCAGUGGAUAAGGGGUGGAUCGGGAAUGCUGAUCACUGGAGAUUCCAUCGUUAGUGCUGAGGCAGUAUGGGAUCACGUCACCAUGGCCAACCGGGAGUUGGCAUUUAAGGCUGGCGACGUCAUCAAAGUCUUGGAUGCUUCCAACAAGGAUUGGUGGUGGGGCCAGAUCGACGAUGAGGAGGGAUGGUUUCCUGCCAGCUUUGUGAGGCUCUGGGUGAACCAGGAGGAUGGGGUGGAGGAAGGGCCCAGUGACGUUCAGAAUGGGCACCUGGACCCCAACUCAGACUGCCUUUGUCUGGGCCGGCCACUCCAAAACCGGGACCAGAUGCGAGCCAACGUCAUCAAUGAGAUCAUGAGCACCGAGCGUCAUUAUAUCAAGCACCUAAAGGACAUUUGUGAGGGCUACCUGAAGCAAUGCCGGAAGAGAAGGGACAUGUUCAGUGAUGAGCAACUGAAGGUGAUCUUUGGGAACAUUGAAGACAUCUACAGGUUUCAGAUGGGCUUCGUAAGAGACCUGGAGAAACAGUACAACAAUGAUGACCCCCACCUCAGCGAGAUAGGACCCUGCUUCCUGGAGCACCAAGAUGGAUUCUGGAUAUAUUCUGAGUACUGUAACAACCACCUGGACGCCUGUAUGGAGCUCUCCAAACUGAUGAAGGACAGCCGCUACCAGCACUUUUUUGAGGCCUGUCGCCUCUUGCAGCAGAUGAUCGACAUUGCUAUUGAUGGUUUCCUUUUGACGCCAGUGCAGAAGAUCUGCAAGUAUCCCUUACAGUUGGCUGAGCUCCUCAAGUAUACUGCCCAGGACCAUAGUGACUACAGGUAUGUGGCAGCCGCUCUGGCUGUCAUGAGAAAUGUGACUCAGCAGAUCAAUGAACGCAAGCGGCGCUUGGAGAAUAUUGACAAGAUUGCCCAGUGGCAGGCCUCUGUCCUAGACUGGGAGGGCGAGGACAUCCUAGACAGGAGCUCGGAGCUGAUCUACACUGGGGAGAUGGCGUGGAUCUAUCAGCCCUACGGCCGCAACCAGCAGCGGGUCUUCUUCCUGUUUGACCACCAGAUGGUCCUCUGCAAGAAGGACCUGAUCCGGAGAGACAUCCUGUACUACAAAGGCCGCAUUGAUAUGGAUAAAUAUGAAGUAGUUGACAUUGAAGAUGGCAGAGAUGAUGACUUUAAUGUCAGCAUGAAAAAUGCCUUCAAGCUUCAUAACAAGGAAACUGAGGAGAUACACCUAUUCUUUGCCAAGAAGUUGGAGGAGAAGAUACGCUGGCUCAGGGCUUUCAGAGAAGAGAGGAAAAUGGUACAGGAAGAUGAAAAAAUCGGCUUUGAAAUUUCUGAAAAUCAGAAGAGGCAGGCUGCAAUGACUGUGAGAAAAGUCCCGAAACAAAAAGGUGUCACCUCUGCUCGCUCAGUUCCUCCUUCCUACCCACCACCGCAGGACCCGUUAAACCAGGGCCAGUACCUGGUCCCUGAUGGCAUCGCUCAGUCGCAGGUCUUUGAGUUCACCGAACCCAAGCGCAGCCAGUCACCAUUCUGGCAAAACUUCAGCAGUUUCCUGAUGAUACUGAUGCUGAUGACUUUUGAAUUUAAUUUGAUGUGGUGGAGUUUGAGAGUUUUGAAUUUCUUUUUUUCCUUUUCCUUUUCACUGGGUAAGGGGAGGAUCCCCUUCCUCCACUCCCUCAACUGAUCAUCUGCGAAUGUUUCUGCAGCCCUGCAGUUGCCCCAAAUAGCCUUUUCCCUGCAUCUUCUGUCCUCAGUCAUGCCAGUCUGGACAUGCUCUGUUGUGCCCUGUGACAUAACUGCUCAAUAUUUCUAUUGCUUUCACUGUGUUUUAGGUGUUGUAGAGAGAUCGAAACUAAACAGAAGCAAGGGAAUGUCAGAGUAAUGAUGCUGGAGAGGACUUCUGUUCAGGGAGCAUUCUGCAUUUGGGCUGUUUCUUCUGCUAGCACUGGGGGUUCCCAUGUUGCAGCACUGCUGGGUCAUGCUAGUUUUGUAUCUGGGGUUUAGUUUGGGUCAGUUUUUCUCUUCUUCAUGCCACUUUGGUUAUGGUGUUUCUUCUAGGCUUGUCCCUCCCCUAACCUAAAAAAUCUGAACUAGAAGUAAAGAGGCUGAGACUCUGCCUCCUGGAGGAGGGAUUCAACUGCCUCCAGUACCAAGUAGGUUUAGGGUAGGACUCCCCACUGCAAUCAGGGGCCUGGUUGUACCUGCUCCCCAUUGGCAGAUUGUUUAGGCAGCAUUGCUGGAGUCUGUAAGAGGUCAAGACAGAGCCCACCUGACCAAGAUCUUCAACUGUAUUCAAAUUAUUGACCUGGACAGAAUCAAAGGCUGAUAGUAACCUCUUAUAGGAAAGAACAAAGAUGGGCAUGGAAAGAGACAACCUCAGCCCAAGAUAUGUACUUACAGUUCCUAACUUAUGUGAAACUUCCCCCAUUGUUAGCUGAUUGCAUGGAUAAUCUUCCAUGGCUCCUUCCUUCCCCUCUUCCUGUCUUCCUUCUUUCUCCUGCUCUCCCCUGCACAGGAGGGUUGCUGGUAUGAGCAUAGUUAAAGCGCUUCUGGCACUCAAAGACUGCCCUGUUUCCAACAUUCUCCCAUCCCACAACAUUUGAAGUAAGCAAGCGAGGAGCCCAGGGGACUUUUCCCUGUGGAGAAAUGAUCUGAGGCAGAGAUGCUACCCUCAGGCUCAUUUUUGGUAGGCUUUACACUUAGGAAAAACUAACUUUCCACACAAAGAGACAGACUCCCUAUGGGUACUCCCUAUUCCUCCUCUCCACAUAGCCCCUCAGGUAGAUAGACCUUGAACAGCAAGGAGAAUGGAGUACAAAGGAGUAAGGAUGGGCCCUACUAUGGAGAGCCAUUCUAGUGAGGAAUAUGGAGAUUGUGAGUCUAUCCUGGACCCUGUGGGAGAAGACUUCAUCAUGAAAGGACCUCAGCUUAAUGAGCAGCAGCCAUGGCUGCAUGGGACACAGCAUAGCUGGCUCUGCUCUUAUGCCUCCUGACCCAGACCAGGCCCUGCCCAGCCUGGGAAUUUUUCCUCUAUGGGAAUCAAAUUACAAGCUGUUUAAGCUCCCAUUCCACCACACCCAAAUGAGACUUGAGAAGUAAGCCAAGGAUAAGUGUGAGCUGGGCAGAGGGCCAGGGCUCGGGACUGGCCACAAUUGCUCAGCACCUGACCCAGCUACUUAAGCCCACUUAACAAGGAACCUGGUACCCAGUGCCUAAGCUAAAAUGGAUUCCCUGGCAAACAGAAUGUCUGGCUGUGUAGGCCUCCCUUGAGUGUACAUUAUUUUCCUACUUUCAAUUCCUUCCCACUAGGCUUGACCUUGACUUGUUUCUCCAGGGCCUGGGGGCACACCAAGAGGGGAUGCAUGGACAGGUCCCUGGACCUACAACUUCUCUUGGCCAAGCUCCCUCACACUCCCACUUCCUGCUCCCCUGGGACUGUGCCCAGAGCUCCAGGAUCAGGAAUUAUCACCUCUUUCCACCCACCUCUUAUCCACCCAACCCACUGGCCUCAUCAGAUGCCAAUAACUUAUGAAAACAACAAGAAAUCUGUUCACCAUUGCUUGGAAUAUUCCCCCAGCCUAUGGCAGAAAAGCAGACCACUGGCCAACAGCCCCAAGGGGAACCCCAUUACCUGGGCUCAGGAUCCAAGCCUAUUCUGUAUUCCCACAGCAAUGCUAUCCCUAAGAACUCUGUAAAUCUCUGUUUCUGCAUGGCCCAGAGAUACCCCUUCCUCAACUCAAUGAGGCCUGGAUUUGCUCAAAAAGGCUUUGCUAAUAUAUUCUAUGGGCCCUCUUGUGGGAUGGUCCUAACCCAGAAAUCCACCUCCUCUUUCUCUCUCUCCCUCUCGUCCCUUCUAUGUGUAUAUCUCUAAAGGAUUUAUAAGGACAGCAACAAGAGAGUUCUAACAAUUCUAGUGUGAAGCCAAAUAGUGAUCUUUUAGUGCUUUGGGGAUGGGGUGGGCUGGGGUGGAUGGAUGGGCAACAGUGAUUUUGAUUACCCCUGCUGCUCUGCACUUGCCAGUUUAUUAUUUCAUUUCUUCUAUCUGACUGUUUGACCCUGUCAAACAAGUGUCAAAGUUGUGUGUUUAAAAAAAAUGUUUAAAAAAAUAUGAUGUUGUAAUGACACAAAGCCUUAUGAAAAUAUUUAUGGAG